Molecule: messenger RNA, 1038 nt
Organism: Gossypium arboreum
Lineage: Eukaryota; Viridiplantae; Streptophyta; Magnoliopsida; Malvales; Malvaceae
Product: G-type lectin S-receptor-like serine/threonine-protein kinase CES101
Exons: 1
Coding region: 436-1008 (190 amino acids)
Source: RefSeq, a predicted model, not a curated record
GUUUUGAAAAAAAACAUAAAAAGCCUUUUUUUUUUUUUUUUAUUGGAGUGGAAGAGGAUCAGAUUGGGGGUUCCACCAAUGAAUGUUAUCUCUGUAUCUCCCCUUUGAAGUUGCUUCCUUUUUCAUGUCUUCUUCAAUCGCACCCUCUUUAUUCUUUGCUCAUUCAGGGUCUAAUCAAGCACUAGGCUUUCAUCUUUGCUCUAUACCUUUCCUGUACUCUCAAUCUUCUCCAUGUCUUAAGUCUUAACCAAAACAUGUUUAGUUUCCGAGUUGUGGUGCUUAUCUUGGGAUGCCUUUGGUUAACUGAAGCUGAGAGAGGUACCCUAAACCCAGGUGAUAAGCUCAGUUCCAAUUCAUCUGAUAAUCUUGUAUGGCUUCUUCAGACAAGAGUACCAUCAGACUUGGGAUGACAAAAGCUAUGGAUAUUAUUUGGCUAUGUGGUACGCCCAAGGCACGUUGACGUCAAACAACCAUUCCAUUUGGUUGGCUAAUCGAGACAAUCUCAUCGCAGACGACUCGGGAGUUCUUGUCCUAGAUGAUACUGGACUGAAAAUUACACGCACCGGUGGGAAUCCUAUCCAAGUUUUCUCACUUCAAUCUACCUCUAUCACCAUCAACACUUCCGAUAUGAAGGUGGUCUUACAAGAUUCGGGAAAUCUUGUUUUGCAAGGUACAAAUGAGGAAAAUAGGGAAAACGUAGUAUUGUGGCAAAGCUUUGACCAUCCAACUGAUAGUUUUCUACCUGUGAUGAAAUUGGGGGUUAGCCAUGGGAGAAACUUCUCACUUACUUCUUGGUUCAGUGAUUCAAUCCCUGCGUCUAGGUCGUUUACAAUGGAAUGGGAUCCUGCACGAAAUCGAUUAGUAGUUCGGCUUAGAGAGAGGAUUUUGUGGACAAAUGGUGAAGAUUUUGAAAAUAUUGGCCCUUCGGAUCCAUUUAAUAUGAAUUAUGAUUUCACUAAUGUUUCUAAUCCAAAUUGGAAGUACGUUUAUUAUACUCUUGUAAUUUAGUCAAUACACUCUUGAAGAGCGAAGGAAAAA